UGUUAAAUUAUUUAACCGUAUUCUCCAAACACGGCCAUAGCUGACGGGUUCAGAGCGACGUCCUCACUGACCGAUGAGUUCAACGUGGCACGGGUUGCCUAGCAACGCGGUGUCAACCUCCAUUUUCACUACACAAACGUUUACAAACGUUACCGACUGGUUCAAGUGGACCGCUGUCUUUUUAAGCGUGCAUUUUGGUAUCGUCCUUUAGCGUGGAGAAGUAGGCGAGUCCUCGUGAUCCGCAAGUUAUAGUCUGUUUGGUUUGUCCGCGUAUUUUGUGAACGCUGCUCACGUGACUGAGGCCACAGAAUGGGAACGAAAGGGAAGAAGAAGUGCGAGACUCCAUGCAAAGACAAGUUUGAGCCACUAACCUUUGAGGCCAAAACUCCAGCAACAAUGGUGCUGAUGCUGAGCUCCCCAGAGGAGGACAUCCUCGUCAAAGCCUGUGAAGCAAUCCACAUAUUUGCAGAAAAAGGAGACGAGAAGAGGGUUAGUCUGCUGGGACUGGGGGCACUGGAGCCUCUCUGUCAACUCAUCACUCACAUCAACAAACUGGUCAGACGCAACGCCUUCGUAGCCUUGGGCACCAUGGCCAACAACAACGAUGAUGUAAGGAUUGCUCUGAAAAAAAUGGAUGUCAUUCCAUCAAUUAUUGACAAACUGUCACUUGAAGAAGAUCUAGUUGUCCAUGAGUUUGCGACACUGUGCCUGGCCUCUCUGUCCAUGGAUUUCAUCUGUAAGGCGCAGAUCUUUGACAACAAGGGCCUGCCACCUCUAAUCCAGCUCCUAUCCAGUCCAGAUCCUGAUGUCAAGAAGAACUCACUAGAGACCAUCUUUAACCUGGUUCAGGACUACGAAAUUCGUCUGGCAGUACAUAAGUUGGGAGGGAUUCCUCCACUUCUGGAUCUCUUGAAGUCGGACUUCCCUGUCAUUCAGCAUUUGGCUUUAAAGACACUGCAGAAUGUCAGCCUUGAUAAAGAUACAUGCAACACCUUGAUGGAAAAGCAAGGAUUUGAGAAGCUCAUGGAUAUCCUCAGUAACACGGAAUUCAGAGACCUUCAUGCUGAAGCCUUACAGGUAGUUGCUAACUGUGUGAGAGACAGUGAGAGUUUACAGCUGAUCCACAAGGUUGGAGGAUUGACGAGGCUGAUGGAGUUUGUUCUCACCCCAAAUAUGCCGGAGAUCCAGUGCAACGCUGUUAAAUGCAUCACCAGGGUGGCUCAGAGCUCUGAGAAUCGCAAACUGCUCCAUCAGCAGAAUGUGGAGACGGUUCUUGUAGAACUUCUGUCUGUGGCGGACAUCAGCGGGAAAACAGCUGCCUGCCAGGCUGUGUCCGCCAUGAGCUUCCACCAAGACAGCAAAGACCGCUUCAGAGACCUGGGUGGUAUCUUUGCAGUUGUUCAGUUGCUGAGCAAUGACAGUGUGGUGCUUAGAGAGGAAGCAACCCAGGCCCUCUCUAACCUCACACAUAGCAACCGGCUCAACGCUUUUGCAGUGUACGAGGCAGAAGGCCAUGAGAUCCUUGUCCAGCAGCUGUAUGGAAGCCGUGCCUUGACGGUGGCCAAUUCGGCUGCCACACUUUGCAACAUGGCCGCACACGUGGUCAUCCGCUGCAGUAUCUUAUCACAUGGAGCCAUACCAGCUCUGGUGGAGCCCUUGAAGUCCACAGAUACACAGGUCCUGGUGAACUCCACACUGUGCCUGGCAGUAUUGGCUUGUGAAGCAGAAGCUAGGGCAGAGCUACAAAGUGCAGGAGGCCUUCACCCACUGGUCAAUUUGCUGCACACCUAUCAAAAGGAGGUGUUGCGCAGUGCAUGCAUGGCUAUCAAUGUCUGUGCCACUGAUGUGCCCACCGCUUUGGAGAUGUGCAAAUUUGGUGCCUUGGAAAUACUUCAACAAAUAAACCAAUCAGUGAAUCGAAGAAGCCGUAUCAGUAAGCUGGCCAUGAGCAGCCUGCUCAACUCCAAUGUGUCUGUCAAAUACAGCCUGACAGGUCAUUUGGCCUACACUGAUGUUAUUAGUGAUGGCUUCUAUGACGCCGGGAAGGUCCCUGCCAGUCAGAAGAUUCUGACUUUAAAGGAACUGUCCACGCAGCCUUUCAACGCGGAACAGCCUAUCAUUUUUAUCAAUACUGCAACAGAGAAGAAGACAGAGGAUGACAAACAGAAAGAUGAGGCCCAGCCUGAGUCUGCUACAGAGAAACCAUGGAAGAUGAUGGAGGACGUCUCUUUGCAGCUUUUAGUUAAAAGGUCCAAAGAAUCCAUUAUGCUACUAAGGGAUGAACGAGAGAAGUGUGCUGCCUUGGCCAGGCUGGUGAAUGAAGCCAUGGGCGGAGCUGUGGAGAUGGAAAAGUUGCACGAAUUCUCAUGGAUGAUGCACCACGCCAACCUCAAGUUUCAGCUUCAGUCUAAUGUUGUUCCCAUCGGCUUGAUCAACAAGGGAAUCUACUGCCAUAGGGCACUUCUCUUCAAGUGUGUGGCUGAUUGCAUCGGGAUGAGCUGCACACUUGAAAGGGGUGAGUACAACCGGGCUUGGAACGAGGUACUCGUCUUCGAUAGGAAUCCCUCCAGGAAUGAGCGCUUUUCACGGCCCUGCCGCUACAUAGUAGACCUCAUGCACCAGCCUGGGAGCCUGCUGGCAGCCAGAACCGCCGCUGCUGAGCAAUACCAGACCAUAUAGAUUUUGGACUUUAGGAAGAUUAGCCGGUGCAACUGCAUCAGAUAAUGGGGAUCAGUUUAAAUAAAGCAAAUAUAGACCAACACUGCAGUGUAGAAACACUGGAGUACAUAAUGCUGUGACCAGACCUUUGACUGAGACGCAUUAUCGAUAUUGGCUUUUAUAUAUAUAUUUGUAUUUGAGUAUCAUUCAAAUUGUUUGUGGAUUGCUUUAGUAUAAACUUAUCUUCCUCUCAAUAAAACGCACUGGUUUGACCUGGAUCUUUGCCACAGAGGGUUUUAAAUGUUGUAACUGCAGAUAAAAGGGGGUCAGAAUUAGUUAAACUCUGUUUGUGGCUCAGAUAAUUCAAAGGAAAAUAUAUUUUGUUGUCAGGAGACAUUGUGCCUGCAAGGAUUACUCACCUCUGAAUAAAGUUCCGUUUGAAUAUG
Molecule: messenger RNA, 3104 nt
Organism: Cyclopterus lumpus (lumpfish)
Lineage: Eukaryota; Metazoa; Chordata; Actinopteri; Perciformes; Cyclopteridae
Gene: armc3
Product: armadillo repeat containing 3
Exons: 17
Coding region: 310-2679 (789 amino acids)
Molecular function (GO): protein binding
Source: RefSeq, a predicted model, not a curated record